This is a messenger RNA of Cygnus atratus (black swan), 1835 nucleotides long. It is a transcript of the gene HTR2B, whose product is annotated as 5-hydroxytryptamine receptor 2B. Gene Ontology annotation, cellular component: dendrite; plasma membrane. Gene Ontology annotation, biological process: smooth muscle contraction; regulation of behavior; G protein-coupled receptor signaling pathway, coupled to cyclic nucleotide second messenger. The record is from RefSeq and is a predicted model, not a curated record. The transcript is spliced from 3 exons. Bases 1 to 1392 code for a protein of 463 amino acids. NCBI's taxonomy places the organism in Eukaryota, Metazoa, Chordata, Aves, Anseriformes, Anatidae. Gene Ontology annotation, molecular function: neurotransmitter receptor activity; G protein-coupled serotonin receptor activity.
AUGUCCCAUCCUUUACAGUUCUUGAACGGGUCUGGAGCUGACAAGGGAUCUUUGUCACCUCUCCCAGUAACAGGAGAACCCAAAGAGAACUACCCAAAUGACGAGCAAGGGAACAAAGUGCGUUGGGCGGCUUUACUGAUCCUCCUGGUGAUCAUCCCCACCAUCGGGGGGAACAUACUCGUUAUACUGGCUGUGUCUCUGGAGAAAAAGUUGCAAUAUGCUACCAACUACUUUUUAACAUCCUUGGCAGUGGCAGAUUUGCUCGUGGGACUGUUUGUGAUGCCGAUUGCCCUUCUCAUAAUAUUGUUUGAUAAUGCCUGGCCUUUUCCAACUGCCUUGUGUCCUAUCUGGCUGUUCCUUGAUGUCCUCUUUUCCACAGCUUCCAUCAUGCACCUCUGUGCCAUCUCACUAGACCGCUAUAUUGCGAUUAAAAAGCCAAUCCAGGCUAGUCAGUACAACUCAUGGGCUACAACCAUCAUCAAAAUCAUCAUCGUUUGGCUCAUUUCAAUAGGUAUUGCUAUUCCAGUCCCUAUCAGAGGCAUUGAAGAUGGAAAUGGCAACUCUACAAACAUCACGUGUCUUCUGACGCCUGAUCGUUUUCAUGACUUUAUCCUAUAUGGAUCAGUGGCUGCAUUCUUUAUUCCCCUAGCUAUCAUGAUAGUCACUUAUUUUCUGACAAUUCAAGUGCUACGUAAGAAGGCCUACUUGAUCAACAAGCCACCUCAACGUUUGACUUGGUCAACAGUGUCCACGGUUUUUCAGCGUGACGCAACACCUUCCUACUCACCAGAAAAGGUGGCCAUGCUAAACGGCUCCAGAAAGGACAAGACUUUGACCAACGAUAUGCCCAUUUGCAGAAUGUCUACAAUUGGGAGGAAGUCUAUGCAAACCAUAACCAAUGAACAAAGGGCAUCAAAAGUUCUUGGGAUUGUAUUUUUUCUUUUCUUGUUGAUGUGGUGCCCGUUCUUCAUAACUAACAUAAGUUCGGUCCUGUGCAACUCCUGCAACAAGGAAGUUUUUCAAAAGCUCAUGGAGAUAUUUGUUUGGAUAGGAUACGUUUCCUCGGGAGUGAACCCUCUUGUCUAUACACUCUUCAACAAAACAUUUAGGGAGGCUUUCAGCAGGUAUAUCACUUGCAACUAUCAGACCACAAAGCCUGCCAAGAUCCUUCGGAAGUGUUCCAGCAGGAUCUCUUUCAGGAAUUCUGUGACAGAAAAUUCCAAGCUCUUUGUUAUGCACGGGAUGAGAAACGGGAUUAACCCCAUAAUGUACCAGAGCCCAAUGAGGCUGAGGAAUUCACCCAUCCAAGCAUCGUCAGCCAUUCUGCUGGAUACAUUGCUGCUCACAGAAAAUGAAGUUGAUAAAACAGAAGAACAAGUAAGCUAUGUAUAGUGGAAUGGCAGCCAUGUCCAUAUCAUAGUAUUACUGUCUGUAUUAUUCUAGGUAACUGUGCUAUAAGAGGUCAUAAAUACUAUUGUUUUAUUUAUGCAAGCAAUAUCUUAUAAAUUUAUAAGAAAUCUUCGCCUCCCAUUCCAUGAUAAACAAUGACUAUUGCAGAACUGUAUCCUACAGAAAAAGGGAAAUAAAUAAAAGCUAAAUCAAUGUGAGUAUCUAACUUCAGUGCUCAUCAUCUACAGUCUCUUCAUUUAAACCUACAACUGUUUACUCUGGUUUACUCAAAACAGCACACACGCUCACUGCACUGCGUCCUACAGUUCCACUGAUGAGACUGCACAUUCAAAUGCAAGAUUUUCUUUUUCUCUGUAUGGGGGUAUCACAAGCAAAAUCACUAGCUCCAGAGACCAAAAAGUGCCUAUUCACAUUCCACAAGCAGU